Messenger RNA from Daktulosphaira vitifoliae (grape phylloxera), 1371 nucleotides. RefSeq lists its product as uncharacterized. The transcript is spliced from 2 exons. The record is from RefSeq and is a predicted model, not a curated record. Lineage: Eukaryota; Metazoa; Arthropoda; Insecta; Hemiptera; Phylloxeridae. The annotation marks the transcript as partial.
AUGGCCGUUUUAAAUGAUGCCGAUAUUGAAAACCUUUUAGAUAUUGAUUCUAAUGGUGAUUUAAGUGAUAGUUCAAGCAUUAUUAGUGAUCAUUUAACAGAGUCUGAGUUCGAAAAUAGUAGUGGUGACGACGAUGUCAAUAAUGAAGAUGACGGUGACAGUAGUUCUCCAGAUACUCAAGCAAGCCGUUUACGUUUUUAUUAUGGUAAAAAUAGAUGUAAGUGGGCUACAGAUGCACCUGCUCGAUCACGCACACCACGACAUAAUAUUAUAACUCAUGUAUCAGGAGUGAUCGGUGAAGCUAAAACUAACAAACCACAAUUGCCUAUUGACGCAUGGUACUUGUUUUUGGAUAAUGAAAUUUUACAAAUAGUACUUGAUAAAACUAAUGACAAAAUUACAGAAUUGAGCGUAAAAUAUGGCAAAACAGCAACUUUUGUAAAUCAUUUAGAUAUGGUUGAAUUUAAAGCAUUUAUUGGCUUACUUUUUUUGUCGGGUGUAUUCAAAUCAAAUCACGAAGAUGUUCGUUCUUUAUUUGCUACUGAUGGGACUGGCCGUGAUAUUUUUAGAGCUACAAUGAGUUUGAAAAGAUUUCUUUUUAUUAUUACGGCUCUUCGGUUUGAUGAUCCUAGUACUAGAAAUGAGAGAAUAGAAAAUGGUGAUAAACUGGCUCCAUUUUCUGAAAUUUUUUAUUUGUUUAUCACUAAUUGCCAAUCAUGUUACUCCCCAUCAGAAUAUUUGACCGUGGAUGAAAUGCUUGUCGCAUUUAGGGGCCGUUGUCGUUUUCGAAUUUAUAUGAAAAGUAAACCUAACAAGUAUGGAAUAAAAAUAAUGUGUUUAUGUGAUGCUAAAAUUAGUAUCCGAACUAAAACGCCUGGGACUCACAUAUGUGUGUACUGUACGAAACAUAAAAGAGAAUUACCUCAGCAAUUUAUAAGUACAAAAUGUAGACCUCAGAGUAAUUCGCUAUUUGGUUUUCAGUCAGAUAGAACAAUAGUUUCUUACAUUCCGAAAAAAAAUUUAAAUGUUGUUCUGAUUUCGUCUAUGCACUACGGCAAAGAUAUUGAUCAUAAAAGUGAAAAACCAGAAAUAAUUGAGUUUUAUAACUCAACUAAAAGUGAUGUAGAUACAUUAGACCAAAAAUGUUCUGGGUACAACGUUGGACGCCGUACAAGAAGAUGGCCACUAGCAAUUUUUUAUGCGAUGUUGAAUAUUUCUAUGACAAAUGCUCCAAUAAUAUAUUCAAAUUCAAAUUCAAACACAAAAAUAACUCGUCAGCAGUUUAUAGUACAAGUUGGAAAAUCUUUGAUUUUAGAACACCUUGAACAGAGAACUCAAAUGCACAAUUUGCCUCGAGAUAUUGCAACAGCA